AAUAAUUAAAUAUUACAAGAAUUAACAAGUGUAUAAUUUUGCAGUUGGGCUUUGUAGUGGUAGAGUUUAAUUGGAGUAGAUACUUACGUUAAUUAUAAAUAUGAAUAGAAACGGGUGAUGGAAAUGGAUUUUAGUUUGGUGUGGUUCCAAAUCACUCACGUCUAAACUAAAACCCCUCUCCAGUCCAAAAACACAAAAGCUUCAUCCUUUAAGCUCUCUCACUCACCAAACGCUGAGUGAGAAAAAGGGUAGUAGCUCCACAAAGUCUUCUUCAAUGGAGCUCCACAGAGCCACUGCUUUGUCAUGGGCUCACACCAUCUCUACCAGUCUUCACGUUCCUCAACCCCUUCUGAGGUUUGAGACCACGAGACUGAGGGUUUGUUGCACCUCUGAUCAAACCAAGGAAAAUAAGAUGACUGUAUCCAUUACAGGAGCUACAGGGUUUAUAGGUAAAAGAUUGGUCCAAAGGCUUCAAGCAGAUAAUCAUGCUGUUCGUGUCUUGACACGAUCUAGAUCUAAAGCUGAGUCGAUUUUUCCGGCUAGGGACUUUCCAGGUAUCAGGAUUGCAGAGGAGAUAGAGUGGAAAGACUGCAUUCAAGGUUCAGAUGGUGUUGUAAACUUGGCUGGAUUGCCUAUAAGUACAAGAUGGUCUUCUGAAAUAAAGAAGGAGAUCAAGACAAGUAGGAUUGGUGUUACAUCAAAAAUCGUAGAAUUGAUAAAUGGUUCGCCAGACGGAGUUCGACCUACGGUUUUGGUUAGUGCUACAGCUGUUGGUUACUAUGGUACUAGUGAGAGACAAGUAUCUGAUGAAACGAGCCCAUCAGGAAAUGAUUACUUGGCUGAGGUUUGUAGAGAAUGGGAAGGAACUGCUCUUAAAGUAAAUAAGGAUGUUAGGUUAGCUCUGAUUCGAAUUGGUGUUGUUCUUGGGAAAGAUGGUGGUGCUUUAGCUAAAAUGAUACCUCUAUUCAAGAUGUUUGCUGGUGGACCUUUGGGCUCUGGAAACCAAUGGUUUUCAUGGAUUCAUCUGGAUGACAUAGUAAACCUAAUAUAUGAAGCUCUAACCAAUCCAUCUUAUCAAGGAGUGAUAAACGGAACAGCUCCAAAUCCUGUUCGCCUGUCGGAAAUGUGUGAUCAUCUGGGGAAUGUGAUGGGCAGACCUUCAUGGCUGCCAGUUCCCGACUUUGCGCUCAAAGCAGUCCUUGGAGAAGGUGCUGCUGUGGUUCUUGAAGGACAAAGGGUGGUUCCAGCUAAAGCCAGGGAGUUGGGAUUCUCCUUCAAGUAUUCAUACAUAAAAGAUGCACUCAAAGCCAUUCUUUCAUAGAAUGAAAAGGAAAAUGUACAAAUAUUUUACUAAGGCAAAAUUCAUGUUCUUGAUUCUUUUUGUUAUGAGGGUUAUCUUGAUAUUACUAGUGGACAGAUCAAAGUGAGGAUUUUUGGCUGUAUUGGUAGUACUUAGAAAUUAGUUCUUGACAAUGUGACCUGUGAUAUAUUUGCUACCGAGAAUACAUUUCUUCUAUAGAAAAUAAAUUAUUCUCAAAUAAUGGUUAGGUGUUGUACAAGAAAUCAAAGUGUAAUUUGAGCUAAAUGCCACUUUUUCUUUAACCAAAAGUUUGAUAUUAUAAGGGACAUUUGCGGCAUUAA
Humulus lupulus (European hop) is the source of this 1641-nucleotide messenger RNA. Its product is annotated as epimerase family protein SDR39U1 homolog, chloroplastic. NCBI's taxonomy places the organism in Eukaryota, Viridiplantae, Streptophyta, Magnoliopsida, Rosales, Cannabaceae. The transcript is spliced from 13 exons. The coding region runs from base 275 to 1321 and encodes 348 amino acids. The record is from RefSeq and is a predicted model, not a curated record.